Messenger RNA from Benincasa hispida (wax gourd), 658 nucleotides. RefSeq names its product large ribosomal subunit protein eL33w. The record is from RefSeq and is a predicted model, not a curated record. Gene Ontology annotation, biological process: translation. Gene Ontology annotation, cellular component: ribosome. Lineage: Eukaryota; Viridiplantae; Streptophyta; Magnoliopsida; Cucurbitales; Cucurbitaceae. Gene Ontology annotation, molecular function: structural constituent of ribosome.
UAGGUUUUAGACAUCGUCGGCCGUCAAACCUAGCUGAAGCAGAAACAGAGGCCACGCCGAAGAUGGUGAAAGGAAGGCAAGGAGAGAGAGUCAGACUCUACACCAGGGGAACAAUUCUCGGCUACAAGAGGUCGAAGUCGAACCAGUACCCAAACACUUCUUUGCUUCAGAUCGAGGGUGUUAAUUCCAAGGAUGAGGUUUCUUGGUACCAAGGGAAGCGAUUGGCAUAUAUCUACAAGGCUAAAGUUAAGAAGAAUGGAUCCCAUUAUCGUUGCAUUUGGGGCAAGGUUACCAGGCCCCACGGUAACAGUGGCAUUGUUAGAGCGAAGUUCAAGUCUAAUCUCCCACCGAAGUCCAUGGGUGACAGGGUUAGAGUAUUCAUGUACCCCAGCAACAUUUGAGCAAUGGAGAACCUGAUUGAAACAAGUGGUUUGCUACAUGAAGGGAUUUAUAUUUUUGUUACAUUUUGUGAGCUAAGACAGAAGCAUUUUUCUGUUUCUGAACUGAGUCAUUUUUUGCUUUUUAGGUAAUGUUUCACACCCGAGUAGUUAAAUCAGAAUUAUAGAAUCAUUUGUCUGGAGCAUUGUCAUGUGUUAAGCGAUGUAGUUGCACUUUUAUCAAAUGGUUUUCCCGUAUUCAAAGUCUCUACGUAUUUGCA